AUGUCCGAAUCUGCCAUGCCGCCGGCGUCGUCGAGCACGUCGCGAAUGCCGCCAACCUCGUCGCAUCGCCUUCCUACCGUCUCGGCCUCUGAAGCACUGCUUGGUCUCCAGUCGCGCGGUCCUCGGUCUAUAUCCACCGGCCUCGAGCAACUCAACGCCAUCCUCAGCGCCACCAAUGCCGGACUUGGGCGUGGUAAAAUCACCGAGAUUUGGGGGCCGUCGGGCUCAGGCAAGACUUCUCUUGCACUUCAAACGGCAACACAUGCCCUGGGCAAUGGGACUUCGGUGGUCUGGAUAGACGCGACGACGGCCUUUGCAAAAUGCAGGCUGACCCACUUCCUUGCCGCGAAGUUACCUGAGAACGAAGCCGACCAGCACGAGGAGCAAACACUCAGUCGCUUUCAUGCCUAUUCGACUCCUACCGUCGCCCAUCUAUUAGCUCUUACCCUCCAUCCACCACAAACAUUCCCGCCGCCAGGGACCUCCCUAAUGGUUAUAGACAACUUACACGCCAUCUUCGAAGUAUCCUACCCUCGCAACCGCGCAAACACUUUUUCGAGUCACAAGACAGAAGCUGCCAGAUGGGCUGCCGGCCGUCGCUAUGGUAUCAUGGGCACUCUCAUGUCUGCUCUGAAGAAGCUGGCCGCACUGAACGACAUGGCUAUUGUUGUGACUACCGGAUGUGCCACGCGCGUCCGUCCUGGCAGCGGCUUGGGAGCCGUCUUGGUGCCUGGUAUGGGAGGCGCCGAAUGGGAAGCUGGCAUAUCCAACAGACUUGUCAUGCUUAGGGACUUUAAGUUGGGAAGCUGGGCACAACAACAGCAGGACUCCGAGAGUGCGAGAUACAUUGGGCUACAAAAAAAUAACGGUGUUGCUUUUUCCGACGAAGGAGAGACUGGGCAGGUGGUCGCCUUCACCAUGAGCAAGGAAGGCCUCAGGGAUGUCGUCAACAAGAGCAGCACUGCAGACGCUCCCGUCGUGACACUUGCCGCGUCAUCUCCUUCCAAGAGCCGUAAGCGCCCACACGCCGACACUGUUGAUGGCACUGCAGAGGGCCGUGACGAAUACGGCUGGUUCAAUAGAGACGAGGUAGACGCAGAAGGCUUCGUGGACGAUGCAGCUCUGCUCGAGGACGAGGAGGCCGCUGCGAUUGCCGUGCCGGGAGAAGACCAACCUGCCGCUAUCGUCAUUGACGAUUGA
This is a messenger RNA of Aureobasidium subglaciale EXF-2481, 1200 nucleotides long. RefSeq lists its product as uncharacterized. The transcript has 4 exons. Gene Ontology annotation, cellular component: Rad51B-Rad51C-Rad51D-XRCC2 complex; replication fork; Rad51C-XRCC3 complex. NCBI's taxonomy places the organism in Eukaryota, Fungi, Ascomycota, Dothideomycetes, Dothideales, Saccotheciaceae. Bases 1 to 1200 code for a protein of 399 amino acids. Gene Ontology annotation, molecular function: ATP binding; crossover junction DNA endonuclease activity; ATP-dependent DNA damage sensor activity. Gene Ontology annotation, biological process: DNA repair; reciprocal meiotic recombination; meiotic DNA recombinase assembly. The record is from RefSeq and is a predicted model, not a curated record.